AUGUUCUUCAUUAGAUCCGACACUAGAAGCUGUGCUACUCUGAUGAAGGUCCUAAACGCCUACGAGCUUGCAUCAGGCCAAAAGAUAAACCCUUUGAAGUCAUCUCUCACCUUCUCUGCAAAAACAUCUCGAGAUGUCAAGUCAAGAGUAAAACAAAUGCUGAAUAUUGAGAAAGAAGGUGGUACUGGCAAGUACCUAGGACUACCCGAGAGCUUUGGAUGCCGGAAGAAAGAUAUGUUUGCCUCAAUUGUUGACAAGAUGCACCAACGUGCUGUCUCCUGGUCAUCCAUGUGCUUAUCAACCGCUGGCAAGCUCACUCUCCUGAAGGCAGUACUCUCGGCUAUCCCCACCUUACCUAUGUCAUGUUUUCAACUGCCAGUUAGCUUAUCAAAAAUUCCAUGGAGGUUACUUACCCAUCCUGACUGUUUGCUGUCGAAGAUCCUGAUUGGGAAAUACUGCCAAAACGCUAGCCUGCUACAUGUCAAAGCGAAUUCAGCUAUUUCUCACGGCUGGAGAGGAAUCCUAGCAGGCAGAGAUCUUCUGGUGGAGCAACUGGGGAAGAUCAUAGGUAACGGUGACACCACAAAGGUUUGGGGAGAUUCCUGGAUAUCUACCGAUGCUCCCCUACGCGCUUUUGGACCUGUUCAGGAUGAAGUCAAUGACUUAGUGGUCUCAGAACUUAUGUUUAGAGGCUCAGGUGAAUGGAACAUUCAAAAGAUACAAGAAAUGCUACCUGAACUUCUCGAUGAAAUCCUAGCCAUCAAACCAAGUGAGACAGGAGCCCUUGAUUCUUACAUCUGGUACCCUUCAACUUCAGGAGCGUACACUGCGAAAUCAGGAUAUGCUGUAGCGACUGAAAUCAACCCUGAGAGACCACUACUCCCACCUGCAAUCAACGCCAUCAACUGGAACAAAGCUGUCUGGAACACGACCUGUCCCCCUAAGCAGAAGCUGCUCAUUUGGAAAAUCCUCCAUGGAGCGAUACCGACAGGAGAAAACCUCCAGAAUAGGGGACUCCUCCUCAAUACCAAUUGCUCUUACUGCGGAGAAGUGGAGACUACUGACCACCUGUUCAUCCAUUGUCCUCUGGCAACUCAGGUCUGGGACCUUACCCCUCUGAGAACGGCUUUCUCCUCUACGUCAUGCCCAGACUUCAUCACUGCUCUCGAAAUCUCCCAACAAUGGGUAUGUCUGCCACCUACAGGGGUCCCGGGGAACAUUUUCUUGUGGAUCGUAUGGACCCUUUGGACCUCUCGCAACCAGAGGAUCUUCGAACAUCGCCAAUCAACACCCACGGAUAUCAUCACUAGAGCUUUCACAAAUGCUCAGGAAUGGUCUCUAGCACAACACCAACUCAUCACUCCCGCCACCGCUCCGUCGACUCUGCAGAGACAACCGCCGUUGAUCCCUCCUGAUACGAUCCGAUGUAAUUCCGAUGCGGCUUGGAACCAGAGCACGAAAGCAGCAGGCUUCGGAUGGCUUUUCUCUUCUCAAGACGCUCCUACACGACAAGGUUUCAAACCCCAUCUGCAUGUCAAAUCGGCGCUCCAAGCGGAAGCAAUGGCGGUUCGUGCGGCGCUCUCUCACGCCCUUCAACUCGGCUACACAAAGAUCUGGCUACGCUCAGACUCCUUAGGGCUCAUCAAAGCCCUCGUUUCAAUUAUCAAACCGAAGGAUAUCUACGGGAUCAUUUCGGAUAUUGAAACUCCAUCGUCUGCUUUUCACUUUUGUUAUUUCUCUUUUGUUCCAAGAACCCUAAAUGGGUCUGCAGAUUUGGUGGCAAAAUCUACUCUAUGUAACCUCAACUCUGGAUGGGCCUAG
Molecule: messenger RNA, 1821 nt
Organism: Raphanus sativus (radish)
Lineage: Eukaryota; Viridiplantae; Streptophyta; Magnoliopsida; Brassicales; Brassicaceae
Exons: 2
Coding region: 1-1821 (606 amino acids)
Molecular function (GO): RNA-DNA hybrid ribonuclease activity; nucleic acid binding
Source: RefSeq, a predicted model, not a curated record